Haemorhous mexicanus (house finch) is the source of this 927-nucleotide messenger RNA. RefSeq names its product olfactory receptor 14A16-like. Bases 1 to 927 code for a protein of 308 amino acids. Gene Ontology annotation, biological process: G protein-coupled receptor signaling pathway. The transcript has 4 exons. Gene Ontology annotation, molecular function: olfactory receptor activity; G protein-coupled receptor activity. Lineage: Eukaryota; Metazoa; Chordata; Aves; Passeriformes; Fringillidae. Gene Ontology annotation, cellular component: membrane. The record is from RefSeq and is a predicted model, not a curated record.
AUGUCCAACAGCAGCUCCAUCAGCCACUUCCUCCUGCUGGCACUGGCAGACACGCGGCAGCUGCAGCUCCUGCACUUCUGCCUCUUGCUGGCCAUCUCCCUGGCUGCCCUCCUGGGCAACGGCCUCAUCAUCAGCGCCGUAGCCUGCGGCCACCACCUGCACACGCCCAUGUUCUUCUUCCUGCUCAACCUGGCCCUCAGCGACCUGGGCUCCAUCUGCACCACUGUCCCCAAAGCCAUGCACAAUUCCCUCUGGGACACCAGGAACAUCUCCUACAAAGGAUGUUCUGCACAGCUAUUUCUACUGCUCUACGGGACCCUCCUGGGCAGCAGAGCUUGUGCCCACAUGGCAGCAGCUGCCUGGGCCAGUGCCUUUCUCAAUGCUCUGCUGCACACAGCCAAUACAUUUUCCCUGCCCCUGUGCCAUGGCAAUGCCCUGGGCCAGUUCUUCUGUGAAAUCCCACACAUCCUCCAACUCUCCUGCUCACACUCCAAACUCAGGGAACAUGGAAUUAUUGUAGUUGUUGCCUCUUUAGCCUUUGGUUGUUUUGUGUUCAUGGUUUACUCCUAUGUGCAGAUUUUCAGGGCUGUGCUGAGGAUCCUCUCUGAGCAGGGAUGGCACAAAGCCUUUUCCACCUGCCUCCCUCACCUGGCUGUGGUCUCCCUGUUCCUCAGCACUGGCACAUUUGCUCACCUGAAGCCUCCCUCCAUCUCCUCCCCAUCCCUGGAUCUGGCAGUGUCAGUUCUGUACUCGGUGGUGCCUCCAUUCCUGAAGAGGAGGGAUCUUGAAAGACUGGUGAAGAACCAGAAGCCGUGGAAGUUCACCAAGUGCAUGAGGCUGCAGGAUCAGCUCCGCAGGGCAUGGAGGACACGGCCUCGUCUGUCGGGGCUUGGCUGGCUGCGCUGCUGGAGAUCUGCAGAGAGCUGA